This is a messenger RNA of Aplysia californica (California sea hare), 4841 nucleotides long. RefSeq names its product collagen alpha-1(I) chain. The record is from RefSeq and is a predicted model, not a curated record. NCBI's taxonomy places the organism in Eukaryota, Metazoa, Mollusca, Gastropoda, Aplysiida, Aplysiidae. Gene Ontology annotation, molecular function: extracellular matrix structural constituent.
GCAGCAGAUUCGUCUGACUGCCUUGCCACACGCGAUAUACUGAGAUUUAGAAGCGUUAUUUAGCAUCCCUUCCAGUACAGUCUGUUGACUGUUAGGACUAUUCGUCCACGUUGUUUCAUCCUUUGAUGACAGUCUGAAGUCCCUUUGCUUAAUCAGCUAGGGUCGCAAUUGUCACAGGAACCAUGUGGAAGGAGACACUCGUAUUCGUGCUGGCCUGCCUGGUGCUCAUCAGAGCCCAGGGCAUCGCCCAAGAGACAUCUAGAGGAAGCAGAGGAGAGGCUGCUGCAAACACCGAAUCUAUCCAGAACCAACAAGCUAUCAACAGUGGAGACAAAGCCGGACCAGUCUAUUCUGGACCAUCUGGCAUGUACUCUCCAGGUGAUGAGGGACUCCCCGGAGAGGCUGGACCCCAAGGACCCCCAGGACCUUCCGGAGAGAGCGGUCGUCCCGGAAUCCCAGGAAUGCCCGGACCCAAGGGACACAGAGGAAUCCGUGGUGAGGAUGGUUCCCCAGGAAGCUCUGGCCCCUCUGGACCCGUAGGACCCCCAGGAAACCCAGGAUUCCCCGGAUCUCAGGGACAGAAGGGAGAUGCCGGUUCUUACGGAUCUUCCGGAGAUGUCGGACCCCCAGGACCCGCCGGAUCUGAUGGACUUCCCGGAGCCCCCGGACCUAACGGAAUCCCCGGAGAGAGAGGACAAGAUGGAAGCUCAGGAGCCAAGGGAAACAGAGGACCCGCCGGAUCCACUGGCCAGCCCGGAUUCCCCGGACCCCAAGGACCCCCAGGAAACUCCGGAGAGCCAGGAACCCCUGGAAACAAGGGAGACAAUGGUGCUGUCGGAAACCCCGGACCUGCUGGAAACACAGGAGCUAGAGGACCACCCGGACCUAGCGGACAAGAUGGAUCCCCCGGAGAGCGUGGUGCCCCAGGAAACGACGGUAUUGAUGGUGAGGCUGGCGAGCAAGGCCCAGGAGGACCCCCAGGACCCCCCGGACCCGGAGGACCCUCUGGAGGAAGAGGCGAGCAAGGACCUGAGGGACGCCCCGGACCUGAGGGAAGAACUGGCCCAUCUGGACCCCGUGGAGAGAGAGGACCCGCCGGAGAGGCUGGAGGCCCAGGAGGACCCGGACAACCCGGACCCCCAGGAGAUGAUGGACCCCAGGGACCCGCUGGAGACACUGGACUGCAAGGACUUCCCGGACCCCAGGGAGGCCGCGGAAACGAUGGACGCCCCGGAGACCCAGGACAGGCUGGACCCCAGGGAGAGUCUGGACCCCCAGGAGCUUCUGGAGAGCAAGGAUUCCCCGGUGAGGGAGGACCCCCAGGAGCCCGUGGUGCCCCCGGAGAGAGAGGACCCGGAGGACCCCCAGGAGAGGGCGGACCCGCUGUGAGUACUGACAGACUGGACAAACACACUCACGCACAUAUACAAGCACGCUCGCAGAUUCACUCAGGACCCGUAGGAGAGUCUGGACGUGACGGAGAGAUGGGACCCCCAGGAGAGUCCGGUCCCGAGGGACCCCCAGGACCUAGUGGACAAUCUGGAGCCGCCAGCGAGCGCGGAGAGCCCGGACCCCCCGGAGCCCCCGGAGAGGCUGGAGCCCCAGGAGCCCCAGGAAGAGACGGAAACGCCGGACCCCCAGGACCCGCUGGACCCGCCGGACCUCAGGGAGUUCCCGGAGAGGCUGGAGGCCAAGGAGAGGAUGGACGUGCUGGACCUAGAGGAGACACUGGACCCCGUGGAUACGCCGGCGAGCCCGGACCUGCUGGAGAGGAUGGUCGCCCAGGAAGCGAUGGACCCAAGGGUAACGAUGGAGAGCCAGGUGCCCCCGGAGAGGCUGGACAGCCCGGACAACCAGGACUUUCUGGACCCCAGGGACUGCCAGGACCCCAAGGAUCUGCUGGAAGCCCAGGACCCUCUGGCGCCCAGGGAGAGAGAGGAUCUCCAGGACAGACCGGACCCCCAGGACCUUCCGGUGAGGAUGGUCGCCCAGGAGCCCCAGGAAACGAUGGACUUCCAGGAGAGAGAGGAAGCUCUGGACUCCCCGGACCCUCUGGACCUUCCGGCCCCGUCGGACCCCAAGGAGAGAGAGGUUCCCCAGGAUUCUCUGGUGCCCAAGGAGAGCCAGGACCCGCUGGACCCGUCGGAGAGAUGGGUGAGCCCGGAGUCUCUGGAAGAGACGGAAGCGAUGGACCCGUCGGACCCCCAGGAGCCCCAGGAUCUGCUGGACCCGCUGGAUUCCCAGGAGAGCCCGGAUACCCCGGCGAGAGAGGACUCAACGGCGCUGCUGGAGUGCAGGGAAGAGCUGGCGAGAAGGGAUCUCGUGGACGCUCUGGACCCCCAGGACCACCAGGAGCUGUCGGUGCCCCAGGAGGCCCCGGAGCUACCGGACCCGCUGGAGCCCAGGGAGAGAGAGGCGAGAGAGGUGACCGUGGUUCCCCAGGACCCGCUGGACUUACCGGAAGUGUUGGAGCCGCCGGUGUGCAAGGACCCCAAGGAGAGACUGGACGUCGCGGAAAGAACGGCGCCAAGGGAGAUAAGGGAUGGCCCGGACGUCCCGGUGGUCAAGGACUCCCCGGACCCCAGGCGAAUACUGGGUUGAUCCCAACGAGGGAUCUGCUGAGGAUGCCAUCCUUGUGUACUGCAAGUUCGACACUGAGGAGACCUGCGUGAACUCCGCUUCCAACGUCUUCAAGGGACAGAGAUGGACCAAGAACACCAGCCCAGGACAAUACUUCAUGGAGGAGCUGAACAACGGCAAGGAGUUCUUCUACAAGACCGACUCCCAGCAACUCAGAUUCCUGCAGCUUCUGUCCAGCGGUGCCCGCCAGACCAUCACCUACUCCUGCCUGAACUCCAGCCCCUUCGGCUCUCGUCUGACCUCCAUCAAUGGCGAUGACCUCGACACUUCCGUCAACCGCCACAAGAGAACCACCUUUAUCGAUGUCGUCGACGACUGCUCCAAGGACAACCAAUGGCACGAGGCUGUCUUCCAUGUCCGCACCAACAAGACCGACGUGCUGCCAGUUGUCGACAUGCUGCUCUUCGAUGUCGGUAUGGAGAACCAGCAAUUCGGAGUUGAGGUCGGCAUGGCUUGCUUCAGCUAAGCGCUUUAACUCGUCAAAACCAGAGAUGCAAUUUACAAAAUUCAAAUCGCUGAAAGAAUCUCAGAAGAUGAGAAAUAUUAUAUGUUCUUUUUAGAUCACUUCAAGAUAAUGCCAGUCAAUUUCUUAUAAAGAAAGAGACUCCUGUUUGUUUCCUGUUCGUAAAAGUCUAUUAUGCUGUUGUGUUAAUUUCUGAAAAGCUCUGCAUUGACAGAUGACCGUGUGAAAGUAGAGAGAGAGGAUUCUUACCAUCUUUCCAUUUCAUUUUAUGAAUGAAAGGAGGACAGCAAGAAACCAUUUGAGUCAAUUGAAAUUGCAUUAUCUUUGAAUACCAUUAUUGUUUUGUAUCAUUUUUUUUGUGUGGUUUCAAUCAUCGGUGAUCCGAAGAGGUGCCUUAUCAAAAUCCGUCCAUCACUAUAUGUUAAUGCAACCAUGUGUGUUUUCCAUUAACUCCAUGGCGUAUGUGAUUCGUCCUUGUUGUUGUCGUCAAUGUUUUUGUCCUCGUCUUGUCUCCUACAAAACAAGAGCAGCUAUAAAUUUUUGCCUUCCAGCGAUCAAAUUUUUCCAAGAUGAAUUUUCAUCUGUUGGUCAUACAGCCAGCGUUUUGCCAUCACGUGUGUUUUAAAUUUCCCUAAUAUUGCACUAACAUACGUAGUGUUCAUUGCCUUUCAUUUUUACAAAUCGAAGACAAGAAAUUUUCACUUACUAACUAAAAGAUCGCAGCUUAGAAUGAAGUGUAGGUUUUGGCUUUGCCCGCUGAAUCAGACACCGAACGGAAGUGUAGUGACACUAGAUCACCAAAGACUAUACAGAUUAACUCAUAACCUCGUAUAUUGAGGUAUACAAUGAUUGUUCUUUGUGUUAUGUGCAAUUGCUCGUUACCAAAGGAAGAGUGAAAGUAUUGUAAUAAUUUUCAGCUGUAUUUUCACAUGGUUUUGUUCUUUUCUUUUGAAUGUCGUGUUUCAAUAAGUUGGUAAAAAUUCAGUUAUCGCUUUUUGCUUUGUUUUGUUUCUGAUUCCUGUAAAACUGCUUUGUUCUGUUACUUGGGGCAAAGGGCCUUCUCUUUUAAGAAAUGCGUCAUUUAAUAUUCUCGUUCUCAUUUCUGUUUGAGUGUGUGUCGCGUCUCUUGACACUACGAGGAGACUGCUAGACCCUACAGCACACCGCGAGCGAGCUAGCCUACCGAGUUUUAUCACGAAAGAAACCAAACAUGCUGCCAACUGUGAUUCGAUAUUUUUUUUCAGUAUAAGAUAUUUUAUUUCAUAUGCUCAGUUUGUCUAGAGCAACGGUGUUCUGUAGGCUGUGCCAACAAUGCGAGGACACUAUCCACACGGUGCCCGCACAACUCAAAGCUGUCUCCUCUUGGAGAUCGAGGAUAGACUAGUGACGUCAGUUCUUAGAAAAGCUGAUGCUGCUUUGGUCACAAUAGUAGUGCUAGUUCCGGAAGUAUAUUGGAAGAAUACGUGAGAUGGGUAGCUUGUACUGUCUUGAAUAUAUAAUAAUGUAUCGUAACACAAGUAUUUGUAUUCUGCUAAGCGUAAGAAAAAAGAAAAGAAUAUGGUGUUCAUUGAAACAUGUACAAUACGUUCGCUAAGAAUGCCAGAGAAUGAAUGUAUCGCCUCUGUCACAAGUUGAUGCUCUUGAGAGACAUGACAAAGACCACCAAGCCAGUGCAUUUUGCCAUCAGUUACCACCGUGUUGUCAUGAACAUCAAUAAACAAAAGUAAUUUCCAAAGAA